Lotus japonicus is the source of this 989-nucleotide messenger RNA. RefSeq lists its product as uncharacterized. The record is from RefSeq and is a predicted model, not a curated record. Lineage: Eukaryota; Viridiplantae; Streptophyta; Magnoliopsida; Fabales; Fabaceae. The transcript is spliced from 2 exons. The coding region runs from base 309 to 827 and encodes 172 amino acids.
ACUGCAUACGCUUUUGUGCAAUGUACUACGACACUUUCAUAUUCUGAGUGGUAGUCUUCUUCUUCUGAAGUUGAUGUAAUCUUCUACUACAAACCUCCCAACUGUUCUUUGAAUGUUGCGUAUAUCUCUUCUUUUCAUGCUCAUCCCUAUUCCUUCAGCGUGUGGCACCAAGACUGCUUGGUGCUACCGUUGCCUCGGCCUCGACCCUUAAUCUCGUUUCCUGGUUCAUUUUUCACCACCAUAGUUACAAUCUUUACUGUUCUGUUUCAAUUGGGUUUCUGCUAGAUUCAAAGAAGGAAGGCCACAACAUGACGAAGAAAUGUGUUUUUGAGAAGAUGGUACUGCAGAAGAACAGGGGAAGCGUUUACAGUGACGAUCAGAAAGCGAAGACCAACAGGUUCUUGAUCACCAUCAACAUCCUAGGCAGUGCAGGGCCCAUAAGGUUCGUGGUGAAUGAGGAAAAGCUUGUUUCUGGAGUUAUUGACACUGCUCUGAAAUCCUAUGCCCGUGAAGGGAGGCUUCCUGUUCUGGGGUUUGAUGCCAGCAAUUUCCUUCUUUACCGUGCCAAUGCUGGAUUUGAUGCUAAAGGUUUAUCCUUUUGGUGGAACUUCUUUGAUAGCUUUGAAUCCAUUGGAACCCAUCGGAUCUUAUGGGGAGAGGAAUUUUGUGCUGUGCAAAAAACCGGUGUACCACCCAUCGAAGACAGAACCACAAUCAGAGUUGUUGUCUCAAAAGAGCAGUGGUGGAUGGAAAGCAUGGUUAAACAAAUCAUUUGGUUUGAAGAUCUUAUCCCAUUAAGACAUUUGUUUCAUGUCAAAGUGUUCUGAGACUUCACUUCUGUUCUGGAUUGUAGCUCUAGUCACUAUAUGAUUGUGGCAAUCGUACUAGUAGUUCAUGUGUUUUGUGCAAGCUCCACGGGACAAUUUAACAUUGAACAUGAUGUGUUCUUCACUUCAUCAUGAAUACAAAAGAUGCUUGUUUUAUAGAAA